Molecule: messenger RNA, 1857 nt
Organism: Serendipita indica DSM 11827
Lineage: Eukaryota; Fungi; Basidiomycota; Agaricomycetes; Sebacinales; Serendipitaceae
Source: the annotation of a GenBank genome assembly
AUGGAUGGAGACAAGGAAACACCCUUGAAACCGUCAGAUGACUCGAGGAAACGCGUCCUGGCCCCCGCAACCCCAUCACCGAAAAAGCGACGUAGGCUAGAAGAUGACAGAGAUGACCGAUCAGUUACGAAGCUGUAUCUCAAGAAACCAGAAUUACCGCCCGCCACGUCCAUUCGGGACUCUAAUCUUAUACCUGCUCUCAAAUCGAGCACUAAAUCGGUGUCUGAUGGCAAUUUACCACCAUCUAUAGACUUUGAAUCGUCUAGCAGUCGCGUAGUCCGGGACGCAGAGGCAUUGACGAUUAUAGAAAAGUUGGAAGUUGGACCGUAUGAUCAUAAUCCUCCAGAAGGAGACCCGUAUUUCAAUACUGUGGAGCCACACUCGCGGAUACGCCUCAGGCAAGUGAUGGGUCUGUGCCUCAUUGUCCAAAGACUUACGGUAUCUAGCCAGCGAACACUUCCACAUGAAGAAGUUUCGGAAUUUCUUCGUAGUCGGUACUAUCUCUCACCGUCUCUCGUGUACUCGUUGGCCCGGCCCACGAAGAACCGACAAGGAUACGAUUUGCCGCUCGACGCAGAAUGGGUAACGAUUGCUGUGGUUGCGGAGAGAGGUGAUAUAAAGCUAUCCCAAGGAGGAUCUGGACGCUCUACGACUCCAGAGAAGAGUAAUAAACAGGAAAGCGAAGAGGAAAAGCACCGUGAGGGGCCAAAGAAGUACACUACGAUCAAACUAGUCGAUUUUGGUUCUGCUUCCUCGGAUGGAAAGGGCAAGAUGGUUCGGGGAGACGCCUACCUGAACAUGAUGCUCUUUGAGGCCGACGCUGUGACCACUGCGAGGGAGUCUGGGUCUCGAAGCGUCGAGAGGACGUAUAGAGGAGGUAGUGGGGGUGCUUUUGAACAGUCAUCCAAGUAUGGCGAAGGCUCUGUCAUUGCUAUAUGUAGCCCAAGACUGUUACGGCCAUACCAGGCUGGACGUGGAAGCAGCGAAAAGCCUCAUCCGACGAACAAUGUCUUGGGGAUCACACCCUCUUCCGCGGAAUCUAUCAUCGUCAUCGGUAAAUCUCAAGAUUUAGGUCAUUGUGUAGCAACGAAACGGGAUGGGAAACCUUGUGGUAGCUGGUGUGACAAGCGAGUCGCUACGGUAUGCGACUUUCAUCUGCAGCAAGCAGUCAAGUCGAAAAGAGCAGGUCGAGCCGAGUUUGCCGUCGGGACAACAGGCAUGUCUAUUGAUGCCACACACAAGAGAUCUGGCGGUUCGAAAUUCGACCCCUCAAAGAAGACUGGCCUACUACCUGUUGGUGCACAGGCUGUACCUGCUGAAGCACGAAAUUUGUCUGGAGACACGGGGGCAAUGUACAUUGUCGGGUCGCACGUGUUCCGACCUUCACAGAGUGGAGGGGACGAGUUUGUGUCGGAAAAGCUGGGUCGCACGCGCGAAGAGCGCGUCAAGCGGAAAAAGGAUCGCGACGCGGAGGAGGAUCGUCUGAACCAGUUGCUUGCACGAGACGGCGGGUUGAGUAAUGGAGCUCGAGCCCUCGCACAGGUGAUGAGCAGUUCGAGUGCCAAACCUGAAGUGACCAAGUCCAACCCAACCAAGAGUGCAUUCUCCGCCGAGGCCGUGAAACGGAUAGGAUUCGACCCGACCGCUAGUCGCAAGACGGUAAGCGAUGGCGAGCUGAAGCGCAAGCUCGAUAUGCUUGAAUCCCUCCAGAAACCGGCGACGGCUGCCCGACUAGGCAAGCGUCCGCCGUCGACGCACUCAGUCGCGAGCGCGACUACCUCGGAGCUACGUGACGAGUCGCCACUGCCUGCUGAUGCGACUGGAGAGGAGGAAUCUGACCUGGAAUUUGAAGAUUGA